Molecule: messenger RNA, 892 nt
Organism: Styela clava
Lineage: Eukaryota; Metazoa; Chordata; Ascidiacea; Stolidobranchia; Styelidae
Source: RefSeq, a predicted model, not a curated record
GAGGUGAUGCAUGAGAUAGUAUAAAUAGUGCUACGAAAAGUUGGGGACAUCAAGCAUCUUGCAGAAACACAACAAGGGACAACCAAACACGGAGACGAUAAAAAGCUCUGUAGAUCAAACAUGAAUGUGGCAACAGUCUCUCUACUUCUGAUGGUAAGCUUGUUUGAAAUUGAAGCGGCACCAUUCAGUCAACUCAAAUGUUUUCAGUUUCGCUACAAAUUGGGACAGCAGCAAUGCGAACCAAAAAGAGGCUUCAAAGGUGAUUUAGUACCAUGCUACAACUUAUGUAACCAAAAAUUGGUUAAAUUUGAAGAUUGCAAUAAACAUCCUGAUAAUAUGCAUUGCUGUGUUCACGACUGCAGAUGCGUCAUGAAAGGAGCCGGAUAUGUUGAAAUCCCUCAAAACUAUACACUUUCUCUCGACGAUGAAAAAUUAUCGCAGUGGAUGAAGACCGAAGUAGAAGAAGGAUGUGAACCAGAAAACAAAUUUCCCAUUUCCGGAAAGAUUAUAGAAUCUGAAAGUACCAAAGCAAUUCUGAAAGAUUUGACAAUCCAGGAAACAGAUCCAGUUAAAAGUUCAGUAAAGGCGGGCCCAGAAACUACUGUAGCAAGCAAAACAAACGCCGAGACAACUGAACAAAAGGAAAAGAAGGCACCUGCGACUAAAUGCAUUGCAAAAGAUCAUUUUGUAUCGCAAUUUGCAAGAAAAAUGAAUGGAAUAUUCGAGCAGAUGGGUAUGAGAUGGGAAAUGGGCGUCGAGGAUGGCUGUAACUAAUAUAUAUUACUUAUACUCCAUCACUUUGGAAUUCAAAUUUUCAUUUUAAUCCAAUGUGUCUGUCGAUAUCUUUUUAUUUAUAUAUAUAUAUUCCUUUACUGACAAAGUAUCGUUUGAC